AAGUAAAUACUUUGAGUUAGCUAAUAGACACACCUCCUACAUUUCCCACCACUCUUUGCGCUUUGCACAUGCGCAGAGUCAGCAAAAACGGCUAGCCAACUUCAGUUGAAAUCUGGUUGAAAGUCCCUCAGCAUCCCCGCUUCGAAGCUACUUUUCGCCUCGCCGCUACCAUGAAAGAUGUCAGCGGGUACCUCAAGCAGCAGCAGAGCAGCAGCUCCACGCCGGAGACGGCAGCAAAGUGGCACGCUCUGGAAGAUUUAUACAACAAAAGACUGUGGCAUCAGCUGACGCUGAACCUGACAGACUUCGUCAAAGAUCCUUGCUUCAAGACGGGAGAUGGCCUCAUUCAGCUUUAUGAAAAUUUCAUCUGCGACUUCGAACACAGAAUCAACCCCCUGUCUCUGGUGGAGAUCAUCCUGUACGUCGCCCGACAGAUGCCAGAUCCUAAAGACGCCAUCACGUUUCUGGAGAAGACCAAAGAGAAGGUGAAGAGCAGCGAGGAGGCCGUGAUUCUCUGCAAGACCUCCAUCGGCAGUCUGAAGCUGGAAAUCAGUGACCUUCCUGCCACAAAGAAAAUCAUCGAGGAGGUGGAGGAGAUUCUGAACAACUUGCCCGGCGUGACGUCGGUGCACGGCCGCUUCUACGACCUGUCCAGCAAAUAUUACCGCAUCAUCGGGAACCACGCCUCCUACUACAAAGACGCUCUGCGUUACUUGGGCUGCGUGGACGUGAAAGACCUCCCAGAAACGGAGAAGCAGGAGCGAGCCUUCACUCUGGGGCUGGCCGGCCUCCUGGGAGAGGGCGUGUACAACUUUGGAGAGCUGCUGAUGCAUCCGGUGCUGGAGUCCCUGAGGAACACGGACAAGCAGUGGCUGAUCGACACACUCUACGCCUUCAACGCAGGAAAUGUGGAAAAGUUUCAGGGCUUCAAGUCGGCGUGGGGCCAACAGCCUGACCUGGCAGCUCAUGAAGCCAAACUGAUGCAGAAGAUCCAGCUGCUGUGCGUGAUGGAGAUGACCUUCACUCGUCCUGCCAACCACAGACAGCUGACCUUCACUGAAAUAGGUCAGAGUGCCAAAAUCCCCGUGAACGAGGUGGAGCUGCUGGUGAUGAAGGCUCUGUCUGUGGGCCUGAUUAAAGGCAGCAUCGAUGAGGUGGACCAGAAGGUGCAGAUGACCUGGGUGCAGCCCCGAGUCCUGGACCUGCAGCAGAUCAAAGGCAUGAAGGAGCGUCUGGACUUGUGGUGCGGGGACGUGAAGAACAUGGCCAUGCUGGUGGAGCAGCAGGCCCACGACAUCCUCACCUGAGCACGUCUGAUUCUGGGGUUCUUUUUACUGGAUUUUUGUUUUUCUGUGUCCUUUGUUUAUGUACAUUCAUACGGCGCCGUUCCACAAAUAAAGAGCUGAAACACGAA
Molecule: messenger RNA, 1414 nt
Organism: Oryzias melastigma (Indian medaka)
Lineage: Eukaryota; Metazoa; Chordata; Actinopteri; Beloniformes; Adrianichthyidae
Gene: psmd13
Product: proteasome 26S subunit, non-ATPase 13
Exons: 13
Coding region: 171-1307 (378 amino acids)
Biological process (GO): ubiquitin-dependent protein catabolic process
Cellular component (GO): proteasome regulatory particle, lid subcomplex; nucleus; cytosol
Molecular function (GO): structural molecule activity
Source: RefSeq, a predicted model, not a curated record